Messenger RNA from Hyaloscypha bicolor E, 711 nucleotides. RefSeq lists its product as uncharacterized. The coding region runs from base 1 to 711 and encodes 236 amino acids. The record is from RefSeq and is a predicted model, not a curated record. Lineage: Eukaryota; Fungi; Ascomycota; Leotiomycetes; Helotiales; Hyaloscyphaceae. The transcript has a single exon.
AUGUCUUCCUCCAAUCCUUGCACUCCCCACUCCAAGAGACCAUCAACCUUGAACACAAGCUUCGAAAGCGCUACAACCACAACCAGCUGCGGCAUGCCCGGUUGCUUCACCUAUGCCAACGGCGAAAAGCAUGCACCGCUCCUCACCGCAUUCGAAGAGUUCCUCUCCAUCAUGCAAAACCACAAGGAUAAUCUCAUCCGAGGCUCCGUCAAGAUCAAGCGCCGGAUUAUGGAAAUUCGUGUUAGACACUCAGACCUUGAGUCUGGUGACGCGGACUUAGCAGAGCUGCUACAAGUCGAGCAUAGCUAUGUCGAGGCUUUGGAGGCUCAUGAAGACGAAGUUGCUCAUGUGAAGAGGGAGGGUAUGUAUGGGGAUUCUGAUGGCGAGGAGGAGUUUAAUGAAGUUGAAGAGAAGGUCGAGCUUGCCAAAAGCAUGGAGGACGUCGCAAGUAAUCUUCUUUCUUUGGCCGAGAAAGUUUUUGAUGCUUCAAAAGACCAGCAAGUGGACGCCUACUAUGUUUUUCAUUUGUUUUUAGAUGAGGUGGUGGCAAAGGCUAAAAUGGAGAAGGCAAAGCCUAAGGGAAAUGUUGGACAAUAUGAACUCACUGGCGCCGAACCUUACUCGCUAGACGAGGAGGCAAAAUUUGAAAAUGCGGAGGAGGAACAGGAAGAACAAGGCGUGGAGGAAGGAGAGAAGGGGGUGAGGAGUUGA